Messenger RNA from Ceratitis capitata (Mediterranean fruit fly), 4953 nucleotides. It is a transcript of the gene Tie, whose product is annotated as mucin-3A. The transcript has 7 exons. Lineage: Eukaryota; Metazoa; Arthropoda; Insecta; Diptera; Tephritidae. Gene Ontology annotation, biological process: multicellular organism development; positive regulation of kinase activity; cell surface receptor protein tyrosine kinase signaling pathway. The record is from RefSeq and is a predicted model, not a curated record. Gene Ontology annotation, molecular function: transmembrane receptor protein tyrosine kinase activity; ATP binding. Gene Ontology annotation, cellular component: signaling receptor complex. The coding region runs from base 966 to 4661 and encodes 1231 amino acids.
UACUGAUCAGUUAACGUGAAGCAACUUCAGGUUGCAGUCAGAUGUAACGGAAAUAUCUGGCGUAUAUAUUAUUACAUGCAGUAGUACUAAUCGUUAGUGCAGUGAAAAUAGGAAAUUCAUACAUACAUAUGUAACUGAAAUGAAUUCACAAUCAACGAAUUAAAAAUUCCCUUUCGCAAUUUCAUUCGGAAAGUAAAAAUAGCCAAUAUGGAAUAGAACGCAUUAAUUUGCAUAUUAAUACAAAGAAUGUUUAUAACAAUACUUGCAUAAAUAUGUGUCAAAGUGUGAUAUUUUAAUGACUGCGAAUUCCGCCUCAAACUACAUACAUACGUAUGUAUGUAUGUAUGUAUGUAUGUAUGUAUGUAAAUACUAGUACCAAUUAAUGCAUUCAAGCUAAGCUUAUGUACUAGUAUAUUAUUAUGUACAUAUGUAUGUAAACAUGAACAAAUUAAGUUUGUGAAUGCAAAAUAUAAAAAGCUUAUCGAUUUGCGAAUGGGAAACGAUCAAGAUUGCACUUUGUAAAAGGACUGGCUGACUGUUUGAUUUUUAAUAUACGAAUAUCUAUUUAAAAAUACCUAUAGAUAAAUUAACAUUGCUAAAAGUUUAACAGAAAGCCCAAUGAAACUAUGAAAAUAUUUUUUUUCAUAUAUUAAUAUGUAUAAAGACAUGUAAAAUGUGGUAAAAUGUGUAUAGUUCAUCAACGCCAAGUAUUAAUGUUGUGGGAUACUAAAAAACAAGUUUUGGGCUCGAAAUGUCAUAAUAAGCAGUUUUAAUGCAGAACAUUUUUUUUGGCCCGUUAUCUACGAGUAUACGAUUAAAAUCUAUUGCAAUUUUAAAUGGAAAAUGAGGCGUAUAGUUUGAAAGGCAUCCAACUACAAAAUAUAAAACUUUGACGAUAUUGCUAAACUUGGCUCAAAAGUAUAGCGAUAGUAAUGUAAAUAAAUGGCUACGAUUAAAAAGCGGUGAUGAUGAUGAUUAGUCAAACCCGAAAUUUUGCAGUUGAGCUGAUAGUAGUAGUGCUUUUUUUGACAACUUUCAACAGUAGCACUACCAGAAGUGUUGUUAUAUCACCGAGAAACCAUAGUAGAGUAAUAGCAGAUGAAAAGGACAUUGUGCAUGAAAAAUCGAUAUCUAUUGAACCAAUAGCUGCCACAUCACAAUUGCUGCAAAAGGACAAUACUACACAAAAUAAAACAGUAAACUUAAAACUGAAAGGGGAAAAGGAAACUCAAACUUCGAGGACUCCAUUGAAUUUGGAAAAGGAGGCUGCAACAUUAGUAAUAUCAACAGCUUCAACAAUAUCUGAUUUCCUACCUGUUGAAUAUUCAUCGACAACAGCUUAUACAGAAAUUUCUGAAAACAUAGAAAGCCACGAGAAUACUUCAAAAGAAUUGUUCGGCGCUGCUGAAGAUGUUGAAAUUUCUACUAUUUUUUCUACGACAUUUAGACCGGCUUGGUCCUCGCUUUCAUCAAACAUAUCCGCUCAGGAGAGAGAGCGUAGGCUCAUGUUAGUUUUAGCUGCUCGCCGUAAUGCUCUACAAAAAGGAAGUUUUAGUACACGCAUUGUAACCACGGGUAGAACCGCUACAGUGCCUUCAGUGGAUAGUACGUCUAAAACACCGACUGAUCGACGAUCAAUAUGUUUAAGAAAUUGCACAAAGAAUUUUACCCGUCGCACAACAGCAAGUUGUAUGCGUCAGUGCUCUAAUUUCUCGUACUCUGGCCAUUUGAUCAACUCCAAUGAAACUAGUAAAACCGUGAUGAUCGUCCGAAAAUCAUCAUUAACGGGUCGUGGUACGCAAACAUUUGAUCGAGAAAACAAUGAGGUCCUAUUUACAGACGAAUCAUCGCACGGACUUUUUGUUAUAGUAAAAGAGCAAAAUGACACCUUAAAUCAUAUUCCAGCUAUAAAGAAAAGUAUAAAAACACGUUCUAGAAAUAAUCUUUUAUCACCAGUAACGGUAGCUCCUAGCUCCAUGGAAGAUGAUAAUGUUCAGCCUUAUCUGUACUUUGGUGAAAAACUUCCUCCCAUUAAACCAGCUACGCUGACAAUUACUUCAGUUAGUCAUGAACAGCCCAUGCUGUUAGAAGUUUCAUCUAUACAGUUAGAUUCUACAACGCCAAAAUCUUUAAUAUCCACAUCAUCAUUAUCAGCAGUUGAGCGUAGUCGAGCACGUUACAAGUACCGAGAUCGAGGAUAUGUAAAUUCUAGGCGGUCUCCUCCUCAUGCAAGUGCGCCCAAGUCAUGGGAACCGAAGAGUAGACUUGUAUUAAAUUCCUCUACUAUAGCAUCCUUAACAAUGGAAAUAAAUGAUGAGCAAGUAGAAAAAGAAAAAAUCCCAGUGGUAUCUUCUACUCCAAUAAUAGUAACUAAGGUGGGUGGGAAUGAAACAUUACAAUCUAAUUACCGUUCGCAAUUACUACUAAAACAAACAAAAAAAUCUAUUGAAACUACUACAACCUUCAACACUUUGGUUUCCUAUCCAACGAAUGUGGAAACUUCACAUAGCAUCACGACAACUCCAACUUUGCUAAAGGCGAUAACAAUAGCGACUACGAAAUUAUAUCAUCCAAGAGAUAAUCACACUACUAUUCACGCCUAUUCGCCCGCAUCUUCCACCACAACAACAAUGAAUAUCACUAGCAAAACCACAAAUUUAGAAAAAUCAUUUACAAGUACCACCAGUAAAAGGCUCAUAAAUAGUGAUACACAAAAUAUUGAAAAAAUGGAACCAAAUCUCAAUAUAGAAGUUGACCACUAUAACACGACUGCUAAUUCAAAUUCCUCAGCAUAUCCAAAGACAAUCAUUGACGAAGAUAUUGAAAAACUUAGGGCUCUUGGUCCAAGCCUCACACAAGAAAUAAUAAAUGAUGAGAACAUUGUUAUAUUUCUCAAUCAAACGACUCCAGAUACUAUAUCAAUUAUUUCCACCAAUUCACCAACUUCUAUACUUCGUACUACAGAAUGGACACCUGAACUUUCAUCUCCGAAUUCCAACACUGAAAUUUCAUAUUUGCCAACGGAAACUAGUUCAUUAAAUAAAGAUACUAAGCCGUCCUUUGUGGGCGUUAUAGAGACAACACCGAUUAAAGUAAAUAAUGAGUUUAACGCUAAUGAGAGUCAUGUAAAAUCUAGUUAUGUCGUCAAUAAAAAUGAAGUCACAUUAGAUGUGCGACGUGUUAAUAUUGCCACAAUAGUGCUAGCCGGAAUUUGUAUAAUACCUCUCUGUGCACUAAUUCUUUAUCUUAUGCGCUCUUAUAUAUUUCGACAUGAUAUUAAAAAUGAAGAGGAGUUCGAUGUAUGCGUAGGCGACCAACAGCCUAUAAGUCCUAUUAAAAAAAUCGACUCCAAAUAUCAAAUCAAAAACGAUGAAGGAGAAAAUGGUGCUAGCCGUAAGGGUAUUCAGGCAUUACAUUUGCAAUCAAACCACAAUUUGCCGAUGGUGCUUAGUAAGGUUUCGUCUCGAGAUACAAAUCAUAACAACCACUAUGAUGAACAGUGCUCUGUGACUAGUGAUCAAGAAUUCGAUCGUAGCAAUAUACGUCUGAAAAGUUUGCUUGGCGAGGGCAACUUUGGCCAAGUGUGGAAAGCAGAGGCUGACGAUCUUAGCGGACACUUUGGAGCUACUCGAAUUGUUGCCGUAAAAACAAUAAGGAAAUGUAGUGGUCAAGUUAGUUUAAAAGAGGAAGCAGAAGUUAUGCGGAAAUUGGGUUCUCAUCAGAACGUUGUUACUCUUCUUGGUGCUAGCUUGGAGAUGGAGCCGCAUAUGCUGAUAAUGGAAUAUGCGAUGCGAGGGCGACUAUUGUCACUAUUACGAGCCGCGCGCAAUGCUACCAAUAUAUUACCGGCGUCGGUACCGGGAGGCCGAAGCUUAACACCUCUAUCACCGCGAACUCUCGGUGGAUUUGCAUUAGACAUCGCAUGUGGAAUGGAAUACAUCGCUGAAAAGAGAAUUGUUCAUCGUGACCUUGCAGCACGCAAUGUUCUUCUUGAUCACAAUGGAAUUUGCAAAAUUUGUGAUUUCGGCAUGUCAAUUGAUUUGGAUAUUCAGCUUAAAGAGCCAGAAAAAAACACUGAACAUGAUAAAAAAAAGAGUAAAUUUGACUUUGGCAGUCGCUAUAUAAUAAAACAAUGGAAUAAUAACUUUACCGUUAUUCCGACUUCAACAAAAGAUACGGCCGAUAAGAAACCCCACAUCCACGGAAAUGGUCAAUGUCAUGAUACAAUUAAUCGGCGACCGCCAUUACCAAUACGUUGGAUGGCACCAGAAGCACUACAGUAUCACAUUUUCACUCAUGAAACUGACGUAUGGGCUUUUGGAAUUGUGCUAUGGGAAAUAGCUACACUCGGAUCUACGCCAUAUGCCAAUUUGUCAGGCCGUGAAGUCAUAAGACGAGUUCCAAAUGGGCUAAGGCCAGAUUUACCUAGAGAAGGACGUAAUGAAUUCUCCAAUUUAAUGACUCGUUGUUGGCUAAAGGAGUCACAUUUACGGCCAUCGUUCACGUUCGUACGCCAAGAAAUUUCUCGUUCUCUACAAAAAUGGGUCGAUGACCACUCUACAGCUUCGGACUAUAUGGAUGUAAGCGGGUUUAGUGAAGAUCUGGAACAAGGCAUGGUUUAUUUCAAUCAUCGAAUAUCUGAGUUUGAAUGUGAAAUAUGACGAUAACUAAAAUCUUUACCACUGAAUCUUUUUAUAUUCGUCUGGCUAUAUGUAUUCUAUCUGUACUUUAUCACAAUUACAUUCCGUUGUUUAACAGUCGAAUUUCAUCCACAUACUCGUAGAAAAUAUCGAUUUGGUUAGAUUUGUGUCAAUAGCUUUAUCCCGAAAAUAUUUAUUUUAAAUUAUGUCCUAAGGACUAAAGUGCUUGCUGCAGUAUUAUAUAAUUUUUUUCUCCAAAUUUAAAACUUAGAGGAUCCAUGUAUUUAUAUAUAUGCAUAUAUUUAUGUAUGUA